This is a messenger RNA of Phacochoerus africanus (Common warthog), 800 nucleotides long. RefSeq names its product gastrin releasing peptide (gene GRP). The transcript is spliced from 3 exons. Lineage: Eukaryota; Metazoa; Chordata; Mammalia; Artiodactyla; Suidae. Gene Ontology annotation, molecular function: neuropeptide hormone activity. Gene Ontology annotation, biological process: neuropeptide signaling pathway. The record is from RefSeq and is a predicted model, not a curated record. Bases 67 to 507 code for a protein of 146 amino acids.
GGUCCUCCAGUCUUUCCAGCGCCAGGAGAGCACACUCUCCGCGGAGCCUCGCUUCCCGCCUGGACCAUGCUCCGCCGCGAGUUCCCGCUGGUCCUGCUGGCGCUAGUCCUCUGCCAGGCGCCCCGGGGACCGGCCGCCCCGGUGUCGGUGGGCGGAGGGACCGUGCUGGCCAAGAUGUACCCGCGCGGCAACCACUGGGCGGUGGGACACUUAAUGGGAAAAAAGAGCACAGGAGAGUCCCCAUAUGCUUAUGAGGGAGGAAACAUGAAAGAACAGCCAAGGGAGUACAUUCAGUGGGAAGACGCCACAAGGAAUUUGCUGAGCCUCCUAGAAGCAAAGGGGAUUGGAAGCCAUCAGCCCCCUCAAUGGGAGCCCCUGGGCAUUCGUCCGUCUACUUGGGAUUCAAAGGAUGGCAGCAACUUUAAUGACAUGGGUCCAAGACUCAAAGUUGAUGGACUCUCUGCUCCAGGGUCUCAGCAUGAAGGAAGGAUCCCCCAGCUGAACUGACAAUGACAAUGGUGAAUCUCUCUCAAACAAGAAAAAAACCAAACCCUUAAGACACUGCAUUCUGCGGACAUCAGUUCCACUGGGUCAUCAACAAGUUUCCUUUGUGCAAAAUACUUAACUAUUCUUGUAUCUUUCAACUUUGACUAAAGUCAUGAUUUUCAAGCAGCAUCUUCUUGUUUGAACUUGUUUGCUGUGAAUAAUUGUCCAUAAAGAGUCUUCCAAUAAGCUCUCUUUACAUGUAGGCUCUUUGUCUAUUAGAUUCCAGUCCCCAACUGCUUACCAUUCACAAUAAA